GCGAUUUGCUUUUAAGACUGCUUUUACAUUAUAUUUAAAUUAGUUAUAAGAUGUCCAGGGACCGAUUUAGAAACCGCGGCGGAUUUCAGCGCAGAGGCGGAGGUGGGAUGCGAGGGGGAAUGGGAAACCCCAACUUCAGAAAUCAAAACCAGCAUCCUUUUCCGAACCGAGUUCCACAGCCGGGCAUGAACCAUGGCCCGCCGCCGAACCAGGGCCCUCCUCCGAAACCGGUAACACCACAGAAGUCCCAACCCCCUCCGGUAGCUCCGGUAGGUCAGCCCGGUUCGCCAGCAGCGCAGCCGCCCCCUGCACAACCGAACAAGACUCCGCAGCAGGCCGCUGCGGCUCAGCCCAGUCCAAAACUGCAAUCACCGCCGCCGAAACAAGGCCUUACAUCUCCGCCGACGCAACCCAGUAAACCCCAACCGAGCCCCGACCUCGGCAAUGGACAGAAACAACCACCGCACACAACGAAUAAGCUACCACCGCCUCCUCAGGAAAGGAUUAACGUUAAACCCGAAGAAGAGCUGUCCGAGCCGCCGCAGCAGGAAUUGAAAGCGACCCUCUCUCUCCUGCGAAAGCCUGGAGAGAAGACCUACACGCAGCGAUGCCGCCUGUUCGUGGGUAACCUGCCCAACGACAUCACCGAAGAUGAGUUCAUGAAGUUGUUUGCAAAGUAUGGAGAGCCAAGCGAGAUCUUCAUCAACAGGAACAAAGGCUUCGGCUUCAUUCGCCUAGAAUCCCGUGCUUUGGCCGAGAUCGCCAAGGCAGAGUUGGAUGACGUGCCCCUGAAGGGCCGCCAGCUCAGGGUCCGCUUCGCCACGCACUCUGCCGCCCUUUCAGUGCGUAACCUCUCCCCCUAUGUCUCCAACGAGUUGCUGGAGGAGGCUUUCUCCCAGUUCGGGCAGGUGGAACGCGCUGUUGUCAUUGUGGAUGACCGUGGUCGCUCCCUGGGCAAGGGCAUCGUGGAGUUUGCCUCGAAGCCAGCUGCCCGUAAGGCGAUGGAACGCUGCAACGAAGGGGUCUUUCUGCUCACCACCUCUCCCCGCCCGGUUGUUGUGGAACCGCUGGAGCAGUAUGACGAUGAGGAUGGGCUCCCGGAGAAGCUGGCCCAGAAGAACCCUCUGUACCAAAAGGAGCGGGAACAGCCUCCUCGCUUUGCCCACCCAGGCAGCUUUGAGUUUGAAUACUCGCAGCGUUGGAAGUCUCUGGAUGAGAUGGAGAAGCAACAGAGGCAGCAGGUGGAGAAGAACAUCCGUGAGGCACGGGAAAAGCUGGAGAGUGAGAUGGAGGACGCCUACCACGAGCACCAGGCCAACAUGCUCCGGCAGGACCUGCUGAGGCGUCAGGAAGAGCUGCGGCGCAUGGAGGAGCUGCACAGCCAGGAGAUGCAGAAGCGCAAGGAGAUGCAGCUCAGGCAGGAGGAGGAACGCCGUCGCCGGGAGGAGGAAAUGCUCCGCCAAAGGGAGAUGGAGGAGCAGAUGCGCCGCCAGCGGGAGGAGUCCUACCGCAUGGGGGGUUACAUGGAUAAUAGGGAGCGUGACAUGCGCAUGAGCGGCGGUGGGUCCAUGGGCAUGUCAGACAUGCCUUUUGGGUCACCCACCCAGAAGUUUCCCAUGGGCGGUAUGGGCUUCGAGGGACACCAGGGCAUGGGUGCCCCUGCGGCUGGUGGCAUGGGCGGUGGCAUGAUGCCCAGCGAAAUGCGCAAUGAGCGAUUCCCCCAAGGUGGCCCUGGAGGCCCAAGGGGAAUGGGUCCCGGGAACCCGGGUUUCGGCCGGGUGCGUGAGGAGUUUGAUGGGCCGGCCAAGAAGCCCCGUUUCUAAGCCAGUGGCCAGAUUCGAAAUCAGCGCUUCUUUGUAGCUUCUCUCUAGUCAAGGUUGUAUUUAAAUGGAAGCAUUCUUGCUUUUUAGCCAGAAGACUACUUUUUACAGCGAUGUUAAUGGAUUUAAUUUCUUUUUAUUUUGUAUUUCAAGUAGUGUUUAAAGUGGUAACCUGGUAAGCGGAGAUGCUUCUUUCCCCGACCAAAACAUUAUUUCCUGUCCAGUCAUCAUGUUCUGUGACUCAUGUCUUGGUGAAAAUUGUAAAUUAGCCUCAACUUUCUAUGGCUGUUUUUGGUUUUGUUUUUUGUGCCAUUUAACUUUCAAACCUGUAACUUUACAAUAAAGACUGUAAUUGGUUCUUUGUUUCCAAACCUUCUACGAGUUGGUUCUUGCAGCCUGGCCGAUGUUUGGCCUGACAAAGGCCUUAAGACUUGCAGGUCACCUACCAGUCCUCUGUGAGCAGCAGAGUACUAGGCUUCUAAUCAUUUACUUUUUUCUGCGAUCUGUCAUUCAUGACUGCACCUUUUGCAGGUGUGUGCAAAUAGGAUGGACUUCUCCUCAAAUUUUAGUAGCAACAAGCAUUGCUACCAGGAAGUGUUACAACCAAAAUGGAUAUCUUUGAUUGUGUGCAGUGUAAAAUUCAGUUGUGGUUAAUGCAUUUAUUGCAGCGAAGGUCAUCAAGAGAGCCCUAAAUGUACAAUGUGCAUUCAACAAAGCCAGUUUGCACUGAAACUUUGAUGGGCAGCAAAUCUUUGGCUUGAAAUUACUACUUGAAUUUACUUGAAAGUGGGGCAAUUUAAGACCCUUGAUAGGCUUAUGGUUAAUGUGGUUUUGGGGUUUUCAAGGCGCCUUUUUCAUGGGGACAUGGAAACACCCUAAUGUUUUCCAUUUUGCUAUGUGACUUCUGUGGCCCCCGAUGCCUGGUACUUCACAGGCAGCGUACAUUGAGUAGCCUUUGAAGCUGCUGUGAUUUCAGUGUGCUCAGUGUGUAAUGUCAUUUUUACUAUGAUGGGCUGAGUAAAUAUUUGAAACUUCAGAAGUUGGUUUCAAUUGGCCUUUUGACUAUAAAAGAUGGCAUACAGCUGAAUCUGUCGCUGAAUUUUAAACAUGAAUUCCAGCGUUUGUGCAGCGGAUGUGUAAUCUGUGACUAUGGUAUGAUAUUGCAAAAUUGACUUGAACCAUGUACACAUUAAUUUUAGUAAUGCCUGAGCAAAUGCAAUGCAAAUGCAGCUUCUCGUUUUAAGUGGCCCUUUGAAACAUCAGGCUUCUCAAGUCCGGCGUCGUGCAGCUUAUGCCCAUUGUUUUCUACACAAACACCAAUAAUGAAUUUUACAUUUUUGAUUAAAUAUGGAGGAGCACUGGUAGACCCAACACUGGUGACUAUUGAUCUUUCUAUGGUCUAAACAUCUACCGUUUUUAAUGUGGCCAUUUUAUUCGCAAUAACUCUCUGGGUUCUUUGUGUUUCAACAACUCGUGCAUGUGGAUGGAACCCCCCCCCUGUUUUGGUUGACAGUGGGCUCUGGUCAUGGAGGAGUCAACGCUAGUCGUUGCCAGUAUGCUGGGAUUGAACACACCCAGAACACGGUGCUGCGAUUAUCUUAGAAAUCCCAGUGAUAUAUCAACAUUGUGUGUCUUGUCAGUGUGUUGGUUUUGCUGUGCGUUUUUUUUUCCUGACAGGUUUACUCACGGCAGUCUAAAUCCACAAGCUGGCAGGACAACCCAGUAGUGCCUACACCCCCCCCCCCCUUCAAGCGAGACCUUGAUUGUCUGACUGCAUUAAAUGAUGCAUGCCAUUUGUAAUCUGGAAGAGCAAGAAAAUGAUGAAUUGUACUAUUUCACUAAUAGUAAAAAUAGUGAAAUGAGACUUGAGAGACACAUCUGGAGUUCAAAAAUCCUUUCUUAGUGAUUAUUGAUGUUGCCUUUCUAGAUCAAAUUAACCAUGUCGAGUGAAGAACCACCUGCCCCUGUUUUUUAACAGUUGAAUAUUUGAAAGAUCACACUCUGAAUUCUUUGGUAGCCAUUUCUUUGUGGCUGUUUUUUUUCCCCAGGAUUAAAUGCGGAGAAAAAAAUACUUGAAUUACAAGAAUCAGCCUUACUGGGCUUUUUAUAAAAAUUUAAAUGAGCACUUGCAAAUAGUCUGUCUGUACCCAACGAGCCACUGUAGUGUCUCUCUUUAGAAGUGUAGAGCUUGACUACUCUACAGUUAGCCAAAUCUCGUCGCUUUGUGGUGCCUAGUAUUAAGUGGGUGUGUUUGUGGAUUUGGUUUUCUGAGCAUUUUUCCUAAGUACUUGUGAGCAACUGUACCGCUGAAGUGAGUGACAUAUUGGAAAAGUUGCCUGAUUUUCAUCUUUUGAAAAAAUACUCUAGGUAUUUAAUUUUUUUGAGGUGAGAUGAUGCGCAUGACUUUUUUUUUCUUUUUUUUUUUACGUUCAGCUGUUCUACUGGGCAGUGUUAGAUAAAUUUUUCCCCUCAUUCUUUUAAAGGGUUUUCCAAUCAUUCGUAUAACGAAUUUACUCUACUAAUAAUUUACAUAUUUUGGAAGGCUAUGGCUGCCGAUAACCAAAAAAAACUACACUUUGGAAAUUUUGUGUGAGUGGAGUUAUUGUAGGUGUUUUGAAGUUGGAAAUGGGUAUCGACCAAUUUCACUGGCAUCUGCAUUGUCCCAGUUCUUCAAGAAGCCCUUGGACGCAUUAUCGAUACCAGGUGGUUGACAAGUUCUUCACGAAUCAAGUGAAGCAGAAAGGGCAUGAAAGGGGAGCGUGUGCAUUUCGCAAGUGAGCCCUCCGUUCUCCUGCUGUCAUCACACGACUCUGUCCCUGUGGUCGCCGAUCUCUCGGCUCGUUCGCGUCUCGAGCGCAUUGGGACGCGAUAGCUUCACGGUCAGGGACUGCGGCCCGCCCGCCUACCUGCCCCCGUCCCUCUGUAGAGGCUCCAGCAGUUUGAGUGCAUUGAGCAUCGGUAGUUCUGCGGCAAAUCAGUGGACAGUAAAGCCUGGACUUAUACCUCAGGAGGUGUGCUUGCAGAUCAGCAGUGAAGGUAAGUAGGUUUUUGUUACAUUCACCAAAAAUGCUUACGUCCCCCUCCCCACCCUUCCUUCUGAUCUCUUGUCAAGUUUCUAGGGAGGUUCUGGCAUCACACUCAUUUGGAUGGAAUCACAGUGCAGAACUUACUGCUGUUCUCUCUCCACCCCCUUGCUGACUUGAUUUUGCUGAGGCAGAUACGCCGGUCUCGGAGCGACUGAUACGCGGCACUUUGCCCGCCUGGCGUGUAGCAGAAUCUGUGGCGGUCUGUGCAGACGGCUGCGAUCCGCUGUGUCACUGGCGCCCCUGUGGGCCUCGGGGUGGGUUGGGGGGGUGGGUGGUGGCGGCGUGUCGCUGGCUUUGUGAGGGUGGCUGGGGAUGGGUAGCUCGCAUCUAUGGCACAAGCUGCUAGGAAGGUUGUCAUCCAGCAACCUGGUUUUUGUAAAGUUUUAAGUGAAAGUACUUUGACUUCGCAGUAAAACUCAGUCUUGUCACAUGCAAAUAAAAAAAAAAACAAACUUCGUUGGUGAUUCCGUCACGCUGAACUAAAACGGUACUUGUCACUUCUUGGCAGUUUCUCUUUGCAGAUCUAUUCCUUGUAUACUUGAUUUUUGUGAGUUCUUUGUGACCUGUUUUUUACGGGGCUUUGUGAUCUACUUGGAGAGUGAUGUAAUCAUCUCUUAGCUUGCCAUUUCUGUGGCACUCAGGUUGGCUCACAUCGAGUGAAAUGACUUUGUGUGGUCAUGUGUGAAUCCAGAGUUAUUCCUCAUGCACAUUUGCCCUGUUUUUAUUUUUAUAUUUUUUAACACUGCUGCCGAAUGACUUGUUGAAGAGGGUUAGUUGGGGGGGGGGGCGGGCUUGGGUGACUGUUGUCCAGAAAAUGGACAUUUGAAACAAAGGAAUGGUUUGGGGUGGGUGCAGACAUGGAAUCAUUACACUGAGCGUUUAAAAUGAAUUUCCAUUCUGGUACCCUGCAGGACUGAUGUCUCCAUCGCUCAAUCUUAUAAAUGCGUAAUCUAGAGCAGGUUUGAGGUUCUCUGUCCUUUUGCUUCUACUUGCACCAUUUUUGCAGUGCUUUGUCUGUUGGGGGGGGAGAUGAUGGUCUUUUGCCAGUGACCAGCUUGUGAACCAUGUUGAAGUGCUGUAAAGUACAUUUGUACUCUACUGCUCUUGGUCCGUUUUUGGCUAAGCGAUGAAGCAGCAUUGCGUGAGCACGUCGGCUGAUCCCAGCACUAAUGCAGUGUGUGGGGUAUCUCUGGUACCGUGUGAUCUGGUGGUCGUGUGUACCAGCCCAGCGCAAGGGCGACCGUCGUGUAUGUAUGUGUGUGUGUGUGUCUCUGCACUGUGAUUCAUCCUGCCUCUUCCAUUCUCUGAGUUGAAGGCAUAUCGUUUGGCCCCUCUGAUGAAUCUUGACCCUCUCUUGAAGUGUAAUGCCAGAACCGGCCCUCACGGGCCCCGCGGCUCCUGCAGGAUGGCACCAGCUUGCCCUCCCCUCAGUCACUCUGUGGGGUCUGUGCCAAGGGCCAGCCUGUUCAGGCGGUAGCUCUUAAAGGUGAAACUCGGACUGAGCUGCUGCCUCAUAUCUCUGCCACCGAUAGUCCAAAAGCUUUAGGUCAAGCCUAGCUUGCCAAGCAGUUUUCUCUGUAGUAUCGGUGAAGUAAGUAAAUGUGAUGCUUCUUGCAUGAUCUGGAAGUCUGCCUUUAUACCGUCCUUAGUCUUUUUGUCUGAGCCUGUUGUCUCUGAAGCCGUACAGUAUUGUGGCAUAAUUCCCGUCAGCUCAUUUGGUGUUUCUGAAGCAUAGGCAAGGUUUUUUACCGUCUUGCUGUCUCUCUGGUUUAACAGUCCCUAGUUAUGGAAAGAGAGCUUGACUCAAGUCAGGUUGUAAAGAAAUUAAAGAUAUUCAUUCCAAAGAAGUAAAUGGUGUAAACCUUUUCAUAAGCAGUUGAGUAGCCCACUGUUGAACUGCAGUCUAGCUUCAGGCUGUCUUAAUGCCAUGAUAACUGUCAGUUCUCUAAACUGGUAUGCUGCUUAUCCCUUAACCUCCAGCUUAUUAGUAAACCCUGCCAGUGCAGAAGGCCCCCACACAGGAAGUACCCCCGAGGGAAAGCUGCUCUGUGCUCACUCCUGUUCUUUUUGCAGGGGCCUUACCUGGAGGCAGGUGGCUGAGGGGCUAAGUGCCGCCUUAAUGCGAGGUGUAGCGAUUUGAGCAUGUUCAUAUCCAGAUCUGGCUGAGCCACUGGACAUCGUAUAUCGCUCCAUUGAGUCUAGACGAUGGAUUGACAGGCCAAGGUUCUAUAGCCUUUCGUCAAGAGGAGGAACUACAAGGAGUCUUUGGUAUGCUGGGAACUUCUGAGGAGGAAUUCAGUACAUUUUUCAAAUAAACUGAUUUCAUAACUAAA
Brienomyrus brachyistius is the source of this 7239-nucleotide messenger RNA. It is a transcript of the gene sfpq, whose product is annotated as splicing factor proline/glutamine-rich. NCBI's taxonomy places the organism in Eukaryota, Metazoa, Chordata, Actinopteri, Osteoglossiformes, Mormyridae. The transcript has 12 exons. The record is from RefSeq and is a predicted model, not a curated record. Gene Ontology annotation, biological process: regulation of DNA-templated transcription. Gene Ontology annotation, molecular function: RNA binding. Gene Ontology annotation, cellular component: nucleus. Bases 51 to 1823 code for a protein of 590 amino acids.